GUUCCGGCGGGGGCGCGCGGAGCCAUCGCGGCCUGUUCCCCUUCCCAUUCCCACUUCAGCCUCCUUCCCGGCCGCGACCGCGACCGCCCCCAGUUCCCAUUCUCGGCCCAUUCUCGGCCCCGUUCCGGCUUCCUUCCCGGACCCAGCCCCGUUCUCAUUCCCGUUCUUGGUCCACUUCUUAGUCCCGUUCCCGGCUCCAUUCCCGUUCCCAGCCCCGCUCGCAUUCCCCUUCCUGCCAUGGCGGUCCGCGCCAGCUUCGAGAACAACAACGAGCUGGGCUGUUUCGCCAAGCUCACCAACGCUUAUUGCCUUGUGGCCAUCGGCGGCUCCGAGAACUUCUACAGCGUGUUCGAAGGGGAGCUCUUCGGGACCAUCCCGGUGGUCCACGCCUCCAUCGCCGGCUGCCGCAUCAUCGGCAGAAUGUGUGUAGGGAACAGACACGGGCUGCUGGUCCCAAGCAGCACGACAGACCAAGAGCUGCAGCACAUCCGCAACAGCCUCCCGGAUUCCGUGCGGAUCCAGCGCGUGGAGGAGCGGCUGUCAGCUCUGGGCAAUGUCACCACCUGCAAUGACUAUGUGGCUCUGGUUCACCCGGAUCUGGACAGGGAGACAGAAGAGAUCCUGGCAGAUGUGCUGAAGGUGGAGGUGUUCAGACAAACAGUAGCAGACCAGGUGCUGGUUGGAAGUUACUGUGUUUUUAGUAACCAAGGAGGAAUCGUGCACCCCAAAACUUCAAUCGAUGACCAGGAUGAGCUGUCUUCUUUGCUGCAGGUCCCACUCGUGGCAGGGACGGUGAACCGCGGCAGCGAGGUGAUCGCAGCGGGGAUGGUGGUCAACGACUGGUGCGCCUUCUGUGGGCUGGACACCACCAGCACCGAGCUCUCUGUCAUCGAGAGCAUCUUCAGGCUCAACGAGGCUCAGCCAAGCACCAUUGCCACCAACAUGAGGGAUUCCCUGAUUGACAGCCUGACAUGAGCAGUGUUGGUUCCUGCUUCCCAGAAAGCUCCUAAGGAGUGAAGCGUUGAGCUGCACUUUGGAUCACAGACAUCCAGACCUUCUGAUGGUGUUUCUGGAGGCCUGGCCCAAGGGAGAGGCUACAAACCCAAAUUUUUUCAUCUUUUGUAAACUGUUACCACAAAAACUGACAAAUAACAUGCAUAAGAUACAAAUAAGGAAUGCUCUAUAUCCCUUUGCUCAGUUCUUCAGCUCUGCUUUCUGAUUUUGUGAUGCCAACUGAGCUCCUCAAAUUACCCCACAAUAUUUACUCUUGUGGCUCUUGGAUGUUGAUCACUAGAGAUUAUUUUGCCUUAAGUCUUGCACCAGUGUCCUGCUGCACAGCAGUUUGUUUUGGCACUACAUGUGCUGUCCUCUCUGUCCACACUCCUGCUCGAGUGGUGUUUCUGCUCUAGGUACAUGUAAGAUCCCUUUGUAUGUCCAGUACCAAAAAUACAGUAGUUUACUUGCCACAAAAUAAUUCAAAAGUCAUCACCUGCUCUUUUGCCCUGACUUGCAGCUGUUCCCAUGGGAUGGUGUUUCUGAAGUGAUCAGCUUGGAUGAAAACUGGAGUUUUUCAGUGUCAGUCCAUGGGCUUUUAACAACUGCAGUGUGGGAGUCCUUGGAGCAAUGUUUGACCUGAUGUCACCUGUGCUGCUUCUGAGGCACCUGCAGGAGGGCCCAAAAGGCUCACUGUUGCCUGUGGGCUUAAUUUGUCCUGCAGGGGUUCACCUCCUACAAUGGGAAAACUUAGAAAAAUCCAAAUAGAUUUGGACCACCUUAUCUAUUUGUCUUUAACCUUGGAGACAAAAGUUAAAUAACACGGUUCUAAGCAGUCAGUCAGAGGCUACAGAUUUGGGAGCUUCCUUAUGAAGAGCUCUGCCUGUGCCAGAUGGAAAGCAACUGUAGGUGCUGCUUUCAGGCAGAAGAUUGUAAUUUCUUUCUACACAGCUGUUGCUCAGUGAUAUCUCAUUUCAGCUGCUUUCCUGCUUGCCCACUGAGGGUGCACUGAAGGCAUAGAAGUGCCUCCAUUUCCCAUCCUGAGGGUAAGAGGAAGCUCUCACUUGUCUCCACACAGCUGCCUUGCUCUCAGCUGAGUUCCCUUGGGGAAUGAUCACCUGAGGGCCAUAUGGGCAGAGAGCUCUUUUCAGCGCAGGGGCUUUGUAGAAAAUUGAGUAAAUUUCCAUUUUUGUUUUACUGUCUGGAUGUUUAGGGAAGGCUUUGUUAUUUCUUAGAUUUGGCUGAUAAAAGGUUACUCACUUAAACUUGGAAAUAAAGAUUGCCAUGAUCAUCUGUGAUCAGACAUCAAGCCUUUGAUACCAUGCACCACCUGUCUUGGCCCACUGACUCCAGGUCUCCUCCUUUCAGCCUGUCUCAGUAUUUAGAGUGAGAAGCUGCUUCUCUUUGGCCACCUCACAGGGCUCAGCUCUUGGGUGGAUCAAAUGUGAUACCUGUUUUAAACAUGGGUCUGUGGGAAUUCUGAGAUGGACUGUGUACAAGGAAAACAAACUAAUAAAGAAUGGAUUUAGAAACAUGGAUCAUGACAGAGGACAAAAGUGGUGUUUCCAGUGGCAAGUUGUGUCCCAGAAGACCUCUGCAGCUCUUUAAGAGUCCUCAGGGAUAGGAAGAAGAUCUCUUGUACUUCAAAAGGCAUUUGGCAGGACCUUGGGUGAGUGAUCCCAUGGAAUGAGGGAAGCCCUCUUGUCUGGUUAAGGAAACUCGGUGGAUUAGGGCAGGGAAUUUUGGCCAUACUGAUUUACUUUGACUAGUGGAGUGUGAGGAUUGGAUUGAAAGGGAAAUUCAGUGCAGCUGAGUGUGAAGUGAAGCACAUUGUGGUUAAGCAUCCAAAUUUCACCCAGUAGUGGUGAACUCUGAGCAAUGCAAGAGCACGUUCCUGACUGAAGGUCCAUAUUGAGACAGACGUGCUCUGGCUGCAGUAAUGGUCAAGAAAGCAAACUGUCUGGAGCUAAUUAGGAAAACAAAGCCCAAACUGCCUAAAGCAACCUUAGCUGUAAAUCCAUGAUGCAUCUUUGUCCUAAGCACUAUGUGUAGAUGAGAUGCAAGUGUUGCACAGUAGUUGCCAAAUGUUUCUGCAAAUAGAUAUUUUGGGGUAGUGCUCAUCUACAUUAACUUUUGGGUCUCAAACUCCAAAAGAAGCUGGGGAAAGGAGGGGUGAAAUUCUCAUGCUGUUGCCCAUUGCUUGCCCUGAGAUCCUGUCCUGCAGUGCCAGAGCUGGCAGGAGCAGGGUGGUGAGGAGGAGGCUGAGCACAGCAAGGGUGAAAUGGGAGACCAGGUGAAGGGUUCCAGAAUGACAAGAUUCCAGGUGGCAGGCCCUUGGCAUGACAGCCUGGGGAACAAGCACAGUGCAGCCCUUGACUGACCAUGUGCUUUCAUCUCCAGGGCAGCACAGAAUGUGUGGUGAUGAUGCCAAAAGGUGUUAAGGAAUAGUCAAUAAAAUAAAAUUUUAUGUCAACA
Messenger RNA from Pseudopodoces humilis (Tibetan ground-tit), 3468 nucleotides. RefSeq names its product eukaryotic translation initiation factor 6 (gene EIF6). The record is from RefSeq and is a predicted model, not a curated record. Gene Ontology annotation, molecular function: ribosome binding. Gene Ontology annotation, biological process: cytosolic ribosome assembly. NCBI's taxonomy places the organism in Eukaryota, Metazoa, Chordata, Aves, Passeriformes, Paridae.